Cynoglossus semilaevis (tongue sole) is the source of this 2222-nucleotide messenger RNA. It is a transcript of the gene tfe3b, whose product is annotated as transcription factor binding to IGHM enhancer 3b. Lineage: Eukaryota; Metazoa; Chordata; Actinopteri; Pleuronectiformes; Cynoglossidae. Gene Ontology annotation, molecular function: protein dimerization activity; DNA-binding transcription factor activity, RNA polymerase II-specific; RNA polymerase II cis-regulatory region sequence-specific DNA binding. The transcript has 9 exons. Bases 248 to 1624 code for a protein of 458 amino acids. The record is from RefSeq and is a predicted model, not a curated record. Gene Ontology annotation, cellular component: nucleus. Gene Ontology annotation, biological process: regulation of transcription by RNA polymerase II.
AUUAUGAAUUUUAAAAACUGUUGUGUUUUGCGCGUGCGCGCGUGUGUAGACUGCCUUCAGCGCUGUCAGGCCUCAGGAGGUAAACACCGCUGUCACCGAGUGUUCAAGACUCUUCCACUGCCUGAUUCCACCGGCUGAAGGACAUGGCCCAGACAGCGGAGCACCUCCAUUGUUUACGGAUGUUAUUACUCUGAACAAACGUCUUACAAUACUUCUUCUUUAGAUCUGCAUCGCUCCAUCUUUAGCCAUGUCGUCCCGUGUGCUGCUGCGGCAGCAGCUGAUGCGAGAACAAGCCCAGGAGCAGGAGAGACGUGAAGCCCAGAAGCAGGCCUCUGCCUCUCAGCUUCGGCCUUGUGAUUCCACUCCAGCCAUCUCUGUCACACUUCCCCAAAAUGCUGCCCGAUCCUCUCCAGCACAGGUGCCUGUGGAGGUGCUCAAGGUGCAGACCCAUUUGGAGAAUCCCACCAAGUACCACAUCCAGCAGGCCCAAAGGCAGCAGGUGAAGCAGUAUCUCUCUACCACACUGGGCAACAAGGCAGUCACUCAGUCAUUAGGUGUGUCGCCUGUACCACAGUCCAGUUCUGCCCCUGAAGUUGCCCCGAUUGCCAUCAGUGCUCCUAAUAGUCCUAUGGCUCUGCUCAACAUCGGCUCCAGCAAGGAAGAAAUUGACGAUGUGAUCGAUGACAUCAUUAGUCUUGAAUCCAGUUUUAAUGAUGACAUCAUUACCUUGAUCGACUCAGGCCUUCAGUUACCCAGCACGCUCCCAGGAAUGUUAAAUGUGUACCAUAGCCCUGGAAUGGCAGCGCCCACGAUGACAGUCAGUAACUCCUGCCCUGCUGAUCUUCCAAAGAUAAAAAGGGAAAUUACUGAAGCAGAUGCUAAAGCCUUGAUGAAAGAAAGGCAGAAGAAAGACAACCACAACCUCAUUGAGAGGAGGAGAAGAUUUAACAUCAAUGACCGUAUAAAGGAGCUGGGUACUCUCAUCCCCAAGUCCAGUGACCCGGAGAUGCGUUGGAAUAAAGGCACCAUUCUGAAAGCUUCUGUGGACUACAUCAGGAAGUUACAGAAAGAGCAGCAGCGAUCCAAAGACAUUGAGAUGAAACAAAAAAAGCUGGAGCAGGCAAAUCACACGCUGAUGUUACGCAUCCAGGAACUGGAAAUGCAAGCAAGGCUUCAUGGCCUCCCCAGUUCUUCAAGUGCCUCCUCUUCCCUGAGUGGCGAGGCCUCCACUCUGCUGCAGCAGGCUCUCUCGCGGGGGGGGCAGGCUUUUCCUGCCACUGCCGGAGGAGUUGGGGGGAAAGGAUCCUCCUCUCAGAACAUCCUCACCCUUGGAGGUGUUGGACAACCUUUGCAAGCUUCCUUUCUCUCUCCACCGUCCUCAGACUCUCCUGCUGCAGUCACCAUCAGUAGCCCGCUAGACUUGGGCAGCCUGAGUUUCGCUGAGCUGGACGACCCGUCAGCCUCGGCCCUUUACUCCAGCGUCAGCUUAGGAGACAUUUUAAUGGGCGAUGGAUGCACCCUUUCUCCCGAAAGGGAGGGCGAUCCACUAUUCUCUCCUUUGUCUCCGGGUGCCUCUAAAACCAGCAGCCGCAGAAGUAGCCUGGAGAUGGAUGAAGACUUGUGAUGGGCCCUGUGUGGUGGUCAGUGACCUGUCAGUGGUUUUUCUUGAAGUGAACGAUCCUUGUUGGUGUGCUUCUAAAGAGACAAAGCAAGAGUCCCUAGUGGCAUAUUUGGAAUUUGUCAGAUGAACUGUCCUGUAAAUGUUUGAGUGUUCUUUCUGUUGGUCGUUGUGGGUAGUUCUGCUGCACUGACUCAACGCAAAGGAUCUUGAAAAGAAUUCAGCAAUUUUCAUAAUCUUUAAGAACCAAUAUUAGUUAUUGCAGACAAAAAUGUCAAAAGGUGCAGUCCAUCAGCAGAUGCUAGUCUGUUAAUACCUAGUUUUAAAAUCACAGUUAGCUCAUAUUUAGAUGGAAAUUAACAGAAAUUUAGAAACACAAAAAUAUAUGUUCUUUCUGUAAAGACGGAUUUACAGUUGUUUCUAUAUGAAGAAUAUAUGGAUUUAUAAGUGGAAGUUUAAUCUAGAUAACUAUUGUACAUAGAUUAAGGCAUGCAUUUAGAAUAAUGCAAUAUUACAUUAUGAUGGAGACUUUACAUUUUUUUUAGAUACAUAACAGGGAUAUGAGGCUGGCUUGAAUUUAUUACAGCAAACCUUUUUUAAUCAA